AUGAGAAAAAGUGAGGUGCAUGCCGCAGAGUCCGUGGCAUGUUUGAAUAAAGCCCUGGGUCGUCUGAAGGACAUCUGGGAAGAGAUCGGAAUCCCGGAGGACCAGAGAUUCCAGCGAACAGAUGCGGUUAAGAUGCAUAUUAAAAAUCUUUUAGACAUGAUGAUUGCCGAGGAGGAGGGUCUGAAGAAACGACUGCUGGCCAGCAUUGCCUCCUGUCGUAAGGAACUAGACAUUCUCUGUGAGGAACUUCAUCUUGCUCCUUUUGAGGAGGAGGAAGGCUGCACCAUGCUGCAGUUAGAGAAGGACAUUCGCACUCGUCUGAAGGUGAUGAUGAAGCAGAAGACGGAGCGCCUGCAGGAGCUGAAGGCCCUGCGCAAGGAGGAUCAGGAGCUGUGUGAUAUCCUCUGCUCCCCUCUCUACUCCAUUGACCCUGACCGCGUCCCCUCCUCAGAGGAGCUGGAGAGCUACCGCCAGUACCUCCUUACUCUCAGCCAGGAGAAGGUGCGGCGGCAUGCAGAGUUUGUGGGCAUUAAGCGACAAAUCAUCGCGUGCAUGGAGGAGUUAGAGCAGGUUCCUGAUACCAGCUUUGAGAGAGAUGUGGUUUGUGAGGAUGAGGAGGCUUUCUGUCUCUCCACAGACAACAUCACGGCCCUCAAAGUGCUGCUCGCUCAGCUGGAGAGUCGUAAGGCAGACACGGAGGCCCUGUGCCAGUCGUUGAGAGGCCGUAUCCAGGAGCUGUGGGAGAGACUGCAGGUCCCUCAGGAGGAGAGAGACGGCAUGCACGAGCAUAUGACCAGCUCUAGGAAGAAGAACGUGGAUGCUUUGCAGUUAGAGGUACAGCGCCUGGAGGAACUGAAGAUUAAAAACAUCCAGAAUGUAAUAGAGGCCAUCAGAGCAGAAAUAGCUUUGUUCUGGGAGAAGUGCUUCUAUAGUCCAGACCAGAGACGGUCCUUCACGCCAUAUUACAGCGACGAUUUCAGUGAGGAGCUGCUGAGUCUCCACGAGGCUGAGGUGCUGACGCUGAGGAAGAACUACGAGGACCAUAAAGAGCUGUACGAUGGAGUGACCAGCUGGAGGACCAACUGGAUCCUGUUUCAGGAACUUGAGAGAAAGGCGACGGACCCAUCUCGCUUCAACAACAGAGGAGGAAACCUGCUCAAAGAAGAGAAGCAGAGAGCUGACCUGCAGAAGAGUUUACCUAAGCUGGAGAAGAAUCUGAAGGCUCAGAUUGACCAGUGGGAGGAGGAGCAGGGCAGGGAGUUCCUGGUGAAUGGACAGAAGUUCCUGCAGUACGUGGAAGAGCAGUGGGCGCUCUAUCGCAUGGAGAGGGAGAGAGAGAAACUGGAAAGGCAAAUGAGGAAGAAUAAGCAAACCGAGGAGGAUAUGCUGUAUGGUACAGCCCUGAGGACUCCCACCAAGAGAAGACUGGCAGGAACCCCCACACCAGGCAAAACACGAAAGAUGAAUACCACCUCCAGCAUCUCCAGCUCCACCCCUAACAGCACCCUGCGCUCCAUCUGCCAGUCACCAGUCCUUAGACCUCCCCUGUCAGCCAGCAAGAUAGGCCUGGGCCUGCGGACCCCGGGCAGAGGCAGGACUCCUCGGGCUCUGGAGAGGAACAAGGAGAACAUGUCUCAUCUGAGCGGUGCGUUACGCACGAUGGCGGCAAGCCCUCAGAAAAACCACAGCAUAAACUCAGUGGCCAGCACGUACUCUGAGUUUGCGCGAGAACUGUCACGGGCCUCAAAAUCUAACCCUAAAACAGGACUCCUGAACUCCACCAUCACGCACUGA
Chanos chanos (milkfish) is the source of this 1794-nucleotide messenger RNA. RefSeq names its product protein regulator of cytokinesis 1a (gene prc1a). Gene Ontology annotation, molecular function: microtubule binding. The transcript is spliced from 14 exons. Gene Ontology annotation, cellular component: spindle; mitotic spindle midzone; cytoplasm. The record is from RefSeq and is a predicted model, not a curated record. Bases 1 to 1794 code for a protein of 597 amino acids. Gene Ontology annotation, biological process: mitotic spindle midzone assembly; microtubule cytoskeleton organization. Lineage: Eukaryota; Metazoa; Chordata; Actinopteri; Gonorynchiformes; Chanidae.